Molecule: messenger RNA, 1775 nt
Organism: Mugil cephalus (flathead mullet)
Lineage: Eukaryota; Metazoa; Chordata; Actinopteri; Mugiliformes; Mugilidae
Gene: upb1
Product: ureidopropionase, beta
Exons: 11
Coding region: 495-1646 (383 amino acids)
Molecular function (GO): beta-ureidopropionase activity
Source: RefSeq, a predicted model, not a curated record
AUCAGUCGAUUGUAUCGAUAGUAGGAAAUAACGCAUUGGAUUUAAGCACGUCAGACUUUAUAUUGGUGUGUGUUUUAGCACUUUUAAUGACCCGAUUGAGUCUGACUAUGUAGUGGCGGUGGUAGUAUGGGUGGUAGUCAGGCUGGAGGUCGGAACUGACGCGACGGAGCGUUGUACGGACUUAAAGUGCUACACACACAGUGUUACUCACUUAUGGAAGACUGGCAGCACGAAUUUGUAACUUUGGAUGUGAAAGUGAACAGCCAGCAGUCCUGCAGGGACAACUGCAAAUAGGCGAAGUGGUUUGCACCAGUUCACGGAAGAAGCAAUACCAACUCAGACUGACUGCCAUUUGGAUUCAUUAAUGAUCAACUUCCACAAACAACAGUUCCUCUGUCGAAAGCCCUGAAGAUUAUAUAAGAGGAGAAACCCUAACCCUGCAGACAGACGGUCAGCCAGUGAAUCUGAGCCAAAAACCAGAGGAAACAGCAGAAAUGUCCGCAUGUGAGUUUGAGUCGCUGGAAAAAUCUCUGGAGUCACACCUUCCAGAGGCCGAGCUGGCGGAGGUGAAGCGCAUCUUAUUUGGAAAGGAAACAAAAAAGUUGGACCUACCGGACUGUGCUGUGGAAGCUGCCUGUGAACGGGACUUUGAGCUGAAAGGUUACAAGUUUGAUGCUUUACAGGAGCAAAUUAGACCACCCAGAAGGAUCCGGGUUGGACUCAUUCAGAAUCGUAUUGUUCUUCCAACUGAUGCUCCCAUCCUGGACCAGAUCAGUGCCAUACAUAGCCGAAUUGGUGAAAUGGUUGAGGUAGCAGCCAUGUGUGGUGUCAACAUCAUCUGUUUUCAGGAGACCUGGACCAUGCCCUUCGCUUUCUGCACUCGCGAGAAAGAACCAUGGACAGAGUUCGCAGAGUCUGCUGAAGAAGGAAUCACCACACGAUUCUGCCAAGAGCUGGCCAGAAAAUACAACAUGGUAGUCGUUUCCCCAAUUCUGGAAAGAGAGGAGCUGCACAACACUCUGUGGAACACAGCGGUGGUGAUCUCCAACUCUGGAAAUGUGUUGGGAAAGAGCAGGAAGAACCACAUUCCUAGAGUCGGGGACUUUAACGAGUCAACAUAUUAUAUGGAGGGUGACUGUGGCCACACAGUGUUCCAGACACAGUUUGGGAAGAUUGCUGUGAACAUCUGCUACGGGCGCCAUCAUCCACUCAACUGGUUCAUGUACAGUAUGAACGGAGCUGAGAUCAUCUUCAACCCUUCGGCUACUGUUGGAGCUCUCAGUGAGCCCAUGUGGCCCAUAGAGGCCAGGAAUGCAGCUAUAGCUAACCACUGUUUUACUUGUGCCAUCAACCGUGUUGGGACGGAGCAUUUCAAAAGUGAAUUCACAUCCGGUGAUGGAAAAAAAGCUCACCACGACUUUGGACAUUUCUAUGGGUCCAGUUAUGUGGCUGCUCCUGACGGCAGCCGCACCCCGGGUCUCUCCAGGACCCGUGACGGUCUGUUGGUGGUAGAACUGGAUCUCAACCUGAACAGGCAAAUCAGCGACAAAUGGAGUUUCAAGAUGACCGGGCGGUAUGCUGAGUAUGCACAGGAGCUCACCCAGGCUGUGAGGCAUGACUUCAAACCCAAAAUAGUGAAGGAGUAAAACUCAUUCCAGAUAUACAGUUUACCGUGUUAUGGUCCAUUUAAGCAUAAAACACAUAAAUGUACUUAUUUUGUGUUUCGAUUCUGUCUGCACUUAAUUUUAUAAAACUAAAUUCAUACCCUUUCUUCA